This is a messenger RNA of Cryptomeria japonica (Japanese cedar), 1860 nucleotides long. RefSeq lists its product as uncharacterized. The coding region runs from base 1 to 1860 and encodes 619 amino acids. Gene Ontology annotation, biological process: base-excision repair. The record is from RefSeq and is a predicted model, not a curated record. Gene Ontology annotation, cellular component: nucleus. The transcript is spliced from 8 exons. Gene Ontology annotation, molecular function: DNA-(apurinic or apyrimidinic site) endonuclease activity; endonuclease activity; double-stranded DNA 3'-5' DNA exonuclease activity. Lineage: Eukaryota; Viridiplantae; Streptophyta; Pinopsida; Cupressales; Cupressaceae.
AUGGGAGAGGAGCGGCAAGGGGAGUGGAAAGCGAGAAAUUCAAAUUUCAAACAUGGGGAUGGCAAUCUCUCUGCGGUUGGAGCUGGUAAUCAGACAAGGCCCCGAGAAUCUCAGGUUAAUGAGGGGGACAAGGUGACAGUCAAAUCGAUGGAAGACAAAGAUUCUAAAAAUGGGGACCCACAUGAUAGAGGCCAUUGGGCAAAAUCUUGCCCGCUCAAGAAGGGUAAGAGUGGUAAAAUUGAUAGUAACCUGAAGCGAAAAUGGAAAAUGAAAGGGAAGAAUGAUGUUCCACCCUCAGAGGUUGUCCGUGAGAAAGAAGCGACCAAGAUGGAAAACAAGGAAAAGAAGGAUGUGAAUGCUAACAAUAAUAAAUCAGCUUGUGGUAGAGUUGAUGAGUUUUCCUAUGAUAAUGCUUCUGCAUCAUCUAAUAAUAAAGAAAAUGAGGAAGACUUUAAUGAAGCGCAGGACUAUAAUAUUUUGGAGACUGAGGCUUUGUUGUUAUUAACCAAUGGAAGUCCUCAACAGACUGUAAAUAUGAUCCUGAAAUCCCAAUGUAACACGCCACCUAAAAGUUUGGAUAUGGUGGUUCUUGAAGGAAAUCUUAGGAUUUUCGGGAUGAAUGCCCCCCAUAAGCAAGAUGUGUUGCGUAAUAUUGUAAGAGAUCAUAAACCAGAUGUAGUCCUUAUUCAGGAAACAAAGAUGUGUAAGAAUAAAGUGGAAAGUAUUAGAAUAUUCAAGAGUAAUGGGGUUAUUGGAACAAGUUUGAAGGGUGCUUCUGGAGGUACAACUAUCUUUUGGAAUCAGAAUACUAUUUUAGGAAAGGAAAUAGCUUCAAGUGUUAGCAGGACUUCUAUCUUGCUUGAGCACAUUAAGGAUAACUCUGUUUGGGUUAUCACUAAUAUCUAUGUGCCUAAUUCCAAAGCUGGUAGAAUUAAAUUUUGGAGGAGCAUGGCUGAAGAUAGAUUAAGAUUUGAGAAAGCCUGGCUAUCUCACCCUUCUUUGGAAGCUUGUGUGGAUAAAUGGUGGAAUUCAGAGGCAAUCCAGGAAAAUAAGAGAUUAUCAGUUUCACCGGGGAAAGGCAAGAGGAAGAUGGAGGAAGGUGGGCCUAGCAAGGAGGAGUUAUCACAGACCAAAAAGAGUAAAAAAGAUACUGUGGAGAAAAUUCAAGAGGAUAUGGGAAAACAAAAGGAAACGGAGGUGCAUUCUAAGGAUUUGGAAAAAGAGGGAAGUGAGAUGGAGACCGAUGAGUUUGAUGGAGAGGAGAGAUGGAAGGAAGAGGAAAUGGGGGAAGAGGAAGGGGGAGCUGAGGAUGUUUCUGAUCAGGAUAGCCCAACCCAUAGUGACAAGCUCAAUAAUGAGGAAAGGGAUUUGGAAACUGAGCAGGAGAAGGAAAAGGAGAAUUCGAGCAGGGAGCAGGAUAAAUCUGGAGAGGGAAUUAUUUUGGAUAAACUCAAAAAUCAGUCUGAGGCUCGUAUGGGAUUUGACAGGUGGAUAUAUGAGAGAAUUAAGUAUCUGGAAAAAAUUGAUAAGCAACAAGAGGAGAAGGGAAAGAAUGUGGAAAGUAACCAGGAACAGUGGCAAAAGGGUAUGGAGGAAAAAGUGGAGAAGAUGGAAGCACAGAUUAGCAAUCUGGAGGAAGGAAAAAAUGCAAUGAAAAACCUUUUGGGUAUGAUUCUGGAUAUCCUUUCUACAUCUACACUUUCCUCUAUGACUAUGAAUUUAGAGGAAAUUGCCAAGUUUAUUGAAGGUUCCAGCACUUCCAAACCUGUUGUGGAUCUCAACAUCGAUGAGGAUGCUACUGAGGCAGGAACAGUGGAAAGUGCUCCUAGUGGUGUAGCAAAAGAACCAGGGCGAGCAUGA